This is a messenger RNA of Mucor mucedo, 151 nucleotides long. RefSeq lists its product as uncharacterized. The annotation marks the transcript as partial. The record is from RefSeq and is a predicted model, not a curated record. Lineage: Eukaryota; Fungi; Mucoromycota; Mucoromycetes; Mucorales; Mucoraceae. The transcript has a single exon.
CCUAUUCUUGUUGCAGGUGCUGUCGAUUACGAAAUUAAAGAAGCUAAAUCACCUGGCCAAAUCGAAACUUCUGUCAUGGAAGAAAUUGUUCAACGUCGUCGUGAAGCCGUCGAAGCAGACAAUGCAGAAUCAAACGACCACGAACAAUUAG